Molecule: messenger RNA, 1440 nt
Organism: Penicillium waksmanii
Lineage: Eukaryota; Fungi; Ascomycota; Eurotiomycetes; Eurotiales; Aspergillaceae
Product: IFRD domain-containing protein
Exons: 2
Coding region: 1-1440 (479 amino acids)
Source: RefSeq, a predicted model, not a curated record
AUGCCCGAUCUUCGCCGCCAGAUUUUCGAGAGCGGCAAGACCGUCUCGCGCAAAGCGGCUUCGAGAGAAGCCUCGCGCACUACCUCCCGCGAAGGCUCCAAGCAAACAUCUCGUCAAUCUUCGAGGGCUGCGAGCAGGCCGCCUUCUGAUGAAGAAGAUUCUGGAUUUCUUUCCGACGAUACUGCCAUGAGCAUCGGCUCACUGGAUGACGAAAAUCCCGAGCAAGAAAAUGAAGAUUGGCCCCAAGAGCUAGCCGAUCGUAUCCAGGAACUCCUCGAGCGCAAACGCAGCACCGUGCAAGGGCGUGAAGAAGCCUUGGCAGCUUUCUGCCGCUUGACCAAAUACCACUACGCCGAGGAAGAACUCCGUGGCUCAGUCACCGAUCUAUUGAGCACAUUCGCCCGAAGCGUUCGAAAUGAAACCAGUACCCGCGAGGCGACAAAUGCUCUCCGCGCGAUCGAGUUGCUAGUCAUCACGUCGAGCGACGAUAAGAUCUACGAAAAUGCAGAGCCGGUGCUGACACGCAGUAUCCGCGACUCUAGCUCCGCCGUCGUCAAGGCGGCUGCGAUCCAUUCUCUGGGCACAUGUACCAUCUUCGGUGGGGCCGGCGAGGACGGUAUUCUCGAGCAAAUGACUUUCCUACUCGACAUCAUUGCGUCGGAUGGUCAGUCCAUCGACGCAGCAGAUGAUGCGGGGUGUGUCGUUGCAGCUCUACAAGUAUGGGGCUUCCUCGUGACUGAAAUCGACGACUUCGAGAGCGAAAGCGAAGAAGCUGUCCAAAUCUUCAUGGACCAGCUCGACAGUGGUGACAGUGGUGUGCAAAUCGCCGCCGGCGAAGCCAUUGCCCUUCUUUACGAAAAGAGCUACACGCCCCAAGAAGACGAUGACGACGAUGAAGAAGAAGAAUCCGAUGAGAGCGACGAACACGCUCCAGAUAUCACCGGUCCCAAGCUCAUCAAACGUUACAACGCAUACCACAACACCCCCGAGCUCGAACGCUCGCUACAGUCCCUGGCAACAGUGCACAACAAACGCAUCAGCAAGCGGGACAAGAAAUCACUGCACAGCAAUUUCGCCUCUAUCCUAACCACGGUUGAGAACCCACGCCGUGGACCUCGUUACAAUAUGGCCAUUGAUCAGGACACUAAUCGUCACUACGGUAGUACACUCACUGUUAAAAUCGGUCGUCACGGUCUUAUGAGUAUCGAUCGUUGGUGGAAGUGGGUUCGGCUUUCAUCGCUACGCCGUAUUCUGCUGGGUGGGUUUGCCGAGCACUAUUUCCAGGGUAAUCGGGCUGUCCUCGAUAACCUCCCUGUGAUGAUGCGCAGUAUCGGUGAGACUAGCUCGGGGGCUCCUGAUCGCCACAGUGCUAAGAAGGCUGCCAAAAUGCGCAACUCUCGGCGCUGGGCUGCGCAGAAUGAUUCUGAUGGCGAUGAGUAA